CUUGUUCUUGAAGACACUGUUACAUCUAGCUCUAAAAGCUAUCUGUGGAAGAGCUUUGAUUACCCACUUAACACAUUGUUACCGGGCAUGACAAUAGGAAAGGACAUGAACAAUGGUGUAGACCGAUUUUUGACAUCUUGCAGAGACUCAGAUAUUGCAUCUCCUGGAGAUUUUACAUACAAAUUUGAUUAUAAGGGGUUGCCUCAAAUAAUUCUUAGAAGGAGGUCAAUAAAAAAAUUCCGCACUGGACUAUGGAAUGGAGUUCGAUUCGGCGGUCUUCCUGUGCCUGUUAAUCAAUAUUUUAUUCCCAUAUUAGGACUUCAAAAGGACGUGGUGGGAGGUUUAUUUGAACCUAAAGACAAGUUGAAUAUUAUGAGGAUAACAUUGAGUCAGUCAGGCAUCCUGCAAGGCAUUUUAUUGAAGGAAGGAAGCAGUGAAUGGACCAUUAUGAAUGCAAUUCCAAAUGACUUGUGUGACAAUUAUGGGCAGUGUGGUGCCAAUAGUGUUUGCAGAAGUUACAAAUCAUCAAUCUGCCAGUGUUUGGAAGGUUUCAUCCCCAAAUCGCCAGAAGAAUGGAAACAGCUCAUUUGGUCGAGUGGAUGUGUGAGGAGAACUCCGCUGGACUGCCAGAGGAAAGAUGGUUUCAUAAAGCUUGCGUGGGUGAAAUUGCCUGACUUGUUGGAGUUUUGGUUAAACAAGAGUAUGAGCACCAAGGAAUGCGAGGCGGAGUGCUUGAAGAACUGUCCCUGUACAGCAUAUGCAAAUUCAGAUAUUAGAGGAGGAGGCAACGGUUGUUUGAUCUGGUUUGGGGAUUUGAUUGAUAUUAUGGGGUACAGCGAAGAAAAUGAUAUUAGUGGGUAUUCAGAAGAAAAUCCUGGGCAAGACAUCUAUAUUCGACUGCCUGCUUCAGAACUUAGAUCAAUCCACAAAUCAAAUACGAAGAAAAGGCUGGUGGUCAUCCUAAUGGUAUCAAUCAUUUCUGGAUUGCUUACUUUGGGGUUGAUUUUUAGUUGUAUUUGGAAAGCAACAAAUAUAAGAUGUGAAAGAAAGAAAGAAGACGUAGAGGUACCUUUAUUUGAUUUUACAACAAUUGCUACCGCAACAAACAAAUUCUCUCAAGCAAAUGUGAUUGGAGCUGGUGGAUUUGGUCCUGUUUAUAAGGGAAAUCUAUGUAAUGGACAAGAUAUUGCUGUGAAGAGGCUGUCAAAGGAUUCAAGACAAGGUCUUAAAGAGUUCAAGAAUGAAGUUGUUCUCAUUGCCAAACUUCAACAUAGGAAUCUUAUCAGCCUUUUAGGCUACUGCAUUCAAGGAGAUGAAAGGAUGUUAAUCUAUGAGUACAUGCCCAACAAAAGCUUGAAUUAUUUCAUUUUUGAACAAAAUGAAAGUGCAAUGCUGGCAUGGCCAAAGCGUUAUGACAUUGUUGUUGGGAUUGUGCGAGGACUUCUCUAUCUCCACCAGGACUCUAGACUUCAAGUCAUCCACAGGGAUCUGAAAGCAAGCAAUAUUUUAUUAGAUAUCAACUUGAACCCAAAAAUAUCAGAUUUUGGCUUAGCAAGAACUUUUGGAGGGGAUGAAAGUGAAGUGAAGACAGAUAGAGUUGUUGGAACAUACGGCUACAUAUCUCCUGAAUAUGUAGUUGAUGGAACAUUUUCAGUGAAAUCCGAUGUGUUUAGCUUGGGUGUGCUUAUGUUAGAGAUAGUGAGUGGCAAGAAAAACAGAAAGUUUUUUCAUCCAGAUCACCGCCAUAACCUUUUGGGACAUGCAUGGUUGCUGUGGAAGGAGGGCAAGGCCUUGGAACUAUUGUUUACCUGUUUAGAGGAUUCAGAUUCCAUAUCUCAAGUACUAAGAUGUAUUCAAGUUGGCUUACUAUGUGUUCAAAAGUUCCCUGAAGACAGGCCGACAAUGUCUUGUGUGCUUUCUAUGUUAACGAAUGCAGAAGUGAUUCUACCUGAGCCAAAGCAGCCUGGUUUCUUCAUAGAAAGAAGUUCCAGCAAUGCAGGUACAACAUCAAGAAAUGAAGAAUCCAGCAUAGAAAAUGUGGUGACUAUAACUAUGCCGGAAGCCAGAUAGGAAUUCAUAAAUAGCUUACCGAGGAGUUAUAUGUGAAAGUUAUACUUUUAUCAAUUUGGGUUUAAGGGGUGUGUUUGGGAUUAGAGUCUUUGGCAUCUUUUUUGCUGUUAGAAGUAAAUGUACCAUUUGGGGGGUCAUAGUUGCUACUUGCUUGAGUGCUUUAAAGCUAAACUAAUAAGCUUUUUCUGUAUUUUCUUUAAUGGGAAUGGAUUGACCAUCAUAGCCAGUUCUUAUCUAGCAUCUAAGUAAUUAAGACAUCUACUUAUGCGCUUCUCUGGCAUUUUGUUGUGAAACUGACAUAUAAUCC
Molecule: messenger RNA, 2377 nt
Organism: Quercus lobata
Lineage: Eukaryota; Viridiplantae; Streptophyta; Magnoliopsida; Fagales; Fagaceae
Product: G-type lectin S-receptor-like serine/threonine-protein kinase At4g27290
Exons: 7
Coding region: 88-2070 (660 amino acids)
Biological process (GO): recognition of pollen; protein phosphorylation
Cellular component (GO): plasma membrane
Molecular function (GO): protein serine/threonine kinase activity; ATP binding
Source: RefSeq, a predicted model, not a curated record